AUGAAAAUGCUCCGGUUUCGCAGCCCAAGCAUCCGCUCCUUGGACCAGGAGGUCCUCUGCACGAUCCGGUUACUGGACGACUCCGAGAUCUCCUGCAGCAUCCAGAGAGACACCAAAGGACAGUUCCUGCUGGACCAUGUGUGUAACCACUACAACCUACUUGAAAAAGACUACUUUGGUAUUCGAUAUGUGGACCCUGAGAAACAGAGGCACUGGCUGGAGCCCAACAAGCCCGUGGUGAGGCAGAUGAAGUCAGCUCAGCAGCCGUACACGAUGUGUUUCCGGGUCAAGUUUUAUCCCAACGAGCCAAUGAAAAUCAAGGAGGAGCUCACCAAGUAUCUUCUGUACCUCCAGCUGAAGAGAGAUGUCUACCAUGGUCGUCUCCUCUGUCCUUUUGCUGAAGCUGCAUAUCUUGGAGCCUGCAUCAUACAGGCUGAGCUCGGGGACUACGACCCAGAGGAGCACCCGUCAGACUAUAUCAGAGACUUCAAGCUGUUCCCUAAACAGUCCCUCAAACUGGAGAGGAAGAUUAUUGAAAUACACAAGAAUGAGCUCAGGGGCCAGUGUGCUGCGUUUGCAGAGUUGAACAUGCUCCAAAGGGCUCACUGCCUCGAGACGUAUGGAGUUGACCCUCACCCAUGCAAGGAUUUCACAGGCUCCACAGCCUUUCUCGGAUUCACAGCCACAGGUUUUGUGGUCUUCCAGGGAAACAAGAGGAUCCACCUCCUCAAAUGGGCUGAUGUUAGCAAGCUGAAGUUUGAAGGGAAAACCUUUUAUGUCAUCGGGGUCCAGAAAGAGAUCUCCUUAACAGGCAGGAUUCACUGUAACAGGAUGUCAUCACUGAAGAAACUGGUGUUGACAUUUCACACCUCGACCCCUGCGGCGUGUAAGCACUUAUGGAAGUGCGGGGUGGAGAACCAAGCCUUUUACAAGUGUGCGAAGUCAAGUCAGAUAAAGACAGUUUCCAGCAGUAACAUCUUCUUCAAAGGCAGUCGGUUCAGAUACAGCGGAAGAGUUGCAAAGGAGGUGAUAGAAGCCAGCUCAAAGAUUCAGAGAGAGCCACCAGACGUGCGCAGAGCCCAGUUUGGUCAGAGUCGAAGUUUUAACUCUCUGAGCCAUAAAAACCUCAUCAUGAACAUGGAGCCACUGGUACCUGCACUUCCCUCCACCAACGAAUACGAAGAGACGGCUACAGACACUGGUGUUGCUGCUCUGAAGGAUUCUGUCACCUUGUCUCCUCUCAAACCUUCAGCUGCACCUGCAGACACAGAGCAACAAAGUAAUGAAGGAGGAAAUUCUGCUUUAGGCAAUGACCUGCAUCCUUCACGUGUUCCCAUGGAAACCUCAAAUCUCCGACCUCAGUCGCCCAAAGCUGAAGAUGAAGUAGAGGAAGAUGACGAGGCCAGCGGUGCUCUCACCAUUUCUGAGCUUGUCUACAGUCCUUGUGCCAGCAUGCUGCCCACCCCAGUGGACGACAGUCAGGGAGGCGUGGACUUGCUCUUCUCCUCUCCGGUCCAGAGCCCCGCCAGGAUGCUGAGGGAGCUCCAUGCCGACCCCGACAUCCAGGCCCAGCUGGAGGCCGAGAGGGAGCGAGACCGGGCCUACGAACGCACCCGACUGGCUUCCAGAGGUCGAAUGGGUGGCGUCCUCACCAGCAGCCUGCGCCUGCUAUCGUCCAAUGAAAGGGUCAAUGCAUGUGUGCUGAGUGUGGCCCGCUUUGUUGCCGUGGUGAUGGGUAUCCUGCUUGUCACCGUGCCCACACUGCUGCUGCUGCUGGAGUCAGACAUUGACGUGUCGUUCCUCCAUGAGAUCCGCCAGACGCCGGAGUUUGAGCAGUUUCACUACGAGUAUUACUGCCCGCUCCGGCGCUGGAUCCUGUGUAGGAUCAGCAUGGCCAUGGAGAACCUCUGGUCAGACUGA
Anoplopoma fimbria (sablefish) is the source of this 1920-nucleotide messenger RNA. RefSeq names its product FERM domain containing 3 (gene frmd3). Gene Ontology annotation, molecular function: cytoskeletal protein binding. The record is from RefSeq and is a predicted model, not a curated record. Gene Ontology annotation, cellular component: cytoskeleton. NCBI's taxonomy places the organism in Eukaryota, Metazoa, Chordata, Actinopteri, Perciformes, Anoplopomatidae. The transcript has 17 exons. The coding region runs from base 1 to 1920 and encodes 639 amino acids.